This is a messenger RNA of Cuscuta campestris, 793 nucleotides long. Lineage: Eukaryota; Viridiplantae; Streptophyta; Magnoliopsida; Solanales; Convolvulaceae. The record is from the annotation of a GenBank genome assembly.
GAAAGUUAUUUGUUGGUAUAAUUUUGUGGAAAACGGCUGUGGGUUUCUCUUAGGAAAUCGGAACCCUUCUGUCUCCGGAGUUGACGGCGACAGGCUUCCGGUGGAGCUUCAUACUAACACAGAGGAGUAGCAGGCAGUGGCUCUUUCCGGAAUGGAAUCAAAAUUCUUUCGGUUUCUUAAGAUCGUCGGGGUUGGUUUCAAAGCAAGAGCUGAAGCUGAGGGGCGAAUGUUAUACCUGAAGCUUGGUUACAGCCAUGAGGUUGAGCUGGCGGUUCCUCCGGCUGUUCGCGUGUUUUGUUUCAAACCAAACAUAAUCUGCUGCACCGGGAUCGACAAGCAAAGGACACAUCAAUUUGCUGCAGCCGUCAGGAGCUGUAAACCCCCAGAAGUCUACAAAGGGAAAGGGAUAAUGUACAUUGAUGAAGUGAUUAAAAAGAAGGCUGGAAAGAAAUCAAAAUGAGCUCUCUCAGGUUUUUUGUUUUAUAUUUCUUCUUGAUAAAACUCACUCCUCUACUGAGAAGACUGAUGUAGAGCUUGUGUUCUGGAUUCAUUGAAAACAAAUCUUCAUUUUCUUCUUGGUAUAAAUGAUUGUGACACUGUUUUUCUUUUGAAGAUAUUAUUAUGUGUCAUUUUCUGUUUGGCAACAAGUUUAGUGUUUGGCUUUUACAUUUUGAAAAGAUUAUGUAAUGACAGUGUUUAGUAUUUUCAAAGUUAAUCUGCACUAUUAUAAAAUAAUUCAAAACACUAAGGUUAAUUCAAUACAUUGUUUUUGUUAUAAAGCUGACAUGGUACU